Molecule: messenger RNA, 867 nt
Organism: Achroia grisella
Lineage: Eukaryota; Metazoa; Arthropoda; Insecta; Lepidoptera; Pyralidae
Exons: 6
Coding region: 1-867 (288 amino acids)
Source: RefSeq, a predicted model, not a curated record
AUGUACGGUGAAAGACCUAAUAACAGCAUUGUUCUUUUUGUUUCAGCGCGCAGCGUCUCUCACAGUAUAACCUUCCUGGAGGUGCCACAAUGGGUGGACCCUCGGCGUGAAGCCGAGCUCCGCUGCCAGUACAUGAGGCAGGCUCAGGACCCACCGCUGCAUUCUGUCAAAUGGUACAGAGACAUGAACGAAAUAUUCAGAUACACGCCACAAGAGUACGAAACGCGUGCAUUCAACAGUACUGGAGUAUCGGUCACAAACAGUUCAUGCGACGCCCAAGCAUGUCUGAUCACAGUAAGGCCUGAGAGAGGAACUGCCAAGUACACUUGUGAGGUCUCCAGUGAAGGUCCCAGGUUCGCAGUGGACAGGAGAUCAGCGAACAUGACUCUUGCUGUGCUACCGGAGUACGACCCCCUCAUCACUGGUCUACCGACCAUCGUGCAAGUGGGCGAGCAGGCGAUGGUCAACUGUACAUCUGACUACUCGCUACCAGCGGCCAUCAUCGACUGGUUUGUCGACUCCGAACCGCAGGAGGACCCGCUAAUUACUGACAAAACCCAUAUAUCUGGCGCUGACGGGGAAGGGCUCCGGGCAUCCUGGCGGACCCUACACGUGUUUCCGGACGAUUACCCGACGCACCGCGGCUACCUCGCGUUGCGAUGUCGCGCGACACUAGCGACAAAACCGCCACACGUGCGCAGCAUGUCCGUGCGAUUGUAUGUCGCGAGUCGGCCGCAUAUAUCAUCGUAUAUGUUUAGUAAAAAUAAUGCAGUAGCUAGCAGUAGUGCCCACAAGUUGCAAGUGAAUAUAGCUUUGUGGACGUUAGUCUUACUAAUUAUAAGACGAGUGCCUUCACUAGUGAAAUAA